Molecule: messenger RNA, 3627 nt
Organism: Penicillium olsonii
Lineage: Eukaryota; Fungi; Ascomycota; Eurotiomycetes; Eurotiales; Aspergillaceae
Source: the annotation of a GenBank genome assembly
AUGUUGGCACCGGUGAUUGCCAACCUGGUGCAAUUCUUCUAUCCUGUCGGAAACACCCCGGCGGUCUCACUCACCCAGGAUUUACCAGCGAGAGAAAAAGCCGACCUACUUCUUCUAGGCUGUGGAGAUCUUCGUCACAUCCUUUUCACGAUCAACAAUGAGCAGGAGGUCCGUGAUCAGCGUCGCUUGGACUUCACUUGCUGUGAUGUGGAUACCGCUGUGACAGCCCGCAAUAUUAUCUUGCUAUCCUUGAUUCUGGAUGACGUAAAUGGGGACAACAAGGACACCAUUUGGAAUCUAUUCUAUCACUUCCGCGUCGACAAACACUCACUUGAGCUAUUGCAGACUCAGACAGCCAAGCUGUUAUCGCUGUCCAAGUCAUUAGAGUCAUGGCACGCCAGUCAAUAUGGUCAGCACGUCAGAAUCUGCGAUCGCAUCUCCCUUGAUCGGGUGCGAGGCAUGUGGGGCUUCUAUGGGACCAAGAGAGAAGAUGAUGACCUCUCCAACUUCAAGGCGAAGGUGGAGUCCGGCAUCCGCAAGUCACACGAAUACAAGAAGUCAAUCUUUGGAGGCAAGUCCGUUAACGCGUUGUCCAGCGCACGUGCGGCCUCGCCUGCUUGUCUGGAUGCGAUGGUUGAUGUUGGUGGCUUGUACAACGACUAUUGGGAGUUUGGCACUACCGACACCGAUCCAACUGCUCGAUCGAAUGCCAAUGAAUACAAUCCCAUGUUCGCUCCUCAGGAUGGCAACAUGUUUUUGCACUACGGCACCGAUCCGAUGUCAGGAUUCCAUCUUGCAGCCGCUUACGUUGCUCUUAAGACAGCGUCGCCCUCACCAAACUCAUCCAUGCAAAAGCCUACUGCGGAUGAGAUUGUCAGGACUGUGCGGAAGGAGUUCAGCACCUGGAUGGAAUCAUUCCGGGCUCAUUGUGUUGCUGGAUUGGUGAAACUGCGCUUUUUUGUUGGCGACGCAGUAGCUCUUGCAUACGCGCUACAACAUGUGCAUAGCACUGGUUCAUCAAAGCAAGCCAAUUGGUAUCGUGAUAGAUACCACUUUGAGCCGUUGGAGCUGAGUGACGACGAAUACUCCAGUGGUUCUGCACCUUGCGUGUUUGAUGUAGUUGACACUUCCAAUCUCAUCGAUCACCUAGGAGCCUUGAACAUCCUGGUAGCUACUUCGCCACUUCUUCGAAACACAUUCUCGUCCACACUGUUCACUGAAAAGCUCGUUAAGACACAUGGAGACCACACAGAGCUUCUCGAGAACAUACUUUGUGGCGACUUGACUACUGUGUCCUCACUUCUUGCCUUAACACCCGUUGAGGUCGUAACAAAUACGGCUUCCUCCUCCUCGGGCGAUGAAUCAAUUGUGUCAGAUGCCAAGCAGGGACUGCAGUUGUUUGCCAGAAUCGCAUGGAAAAGACCGAUGAACCCUUCUGACGAAGCGGAGAAAGUUCUACCACUACUCCAUUUUGACCCUGCUCAUCUGGCAAAUGCUCUUCAAAAGAUCUACAUGAAGAUGUUUGCUGACGAGGACGUCACACAGCUACUCGCUAAGAUGGGCGAAAAGAACCAACGGCCCUCGGUCCCAACUUAUCAUCGGGCAAGCUUCGUCGCUCUUCUCUGUCUUGUGAAGUCUCGAGUCAAGACUGAUUGGAAUCAAACGAUGACUGCAUUCAUGGAGCACAUAGACGGAGACGAGAAGCUCGCAUUCUCUCAUACUUACAUGCAAGAGCUCAAUCUUUGGAUGCAUAUGAUGGGUCUCUACUCAGUCGACAUCCUGCGAAGUCCACCCAGCGGGCCAGGCAUCUCUCAGGACGCAUCGCCCCUUCAGAAAUGGGAUAACAUCCCUGAGGUGGUUGGUGUGACACUUCAGAUCCCAAGAAGCAGACUGGAUCCUUUCAUCAAAGAGUCGAUGAAGAAGGGCUUCACUUCUGCGAUCCAAGGAUCUGUACAAUCCUCACCUGACGCGGCAAACCAAUGGCAAAACAUGUUCGCUGCCACCCAGGUUGCAUUUGGCCGUUUGAAAACCAAGGGAGCACAAUCCAGCGACCUGUACGAGGUCGAUAUUGACGAGGAUGGCCUGGGAUGGUCUGGACAGUCGUCAAUGCUACUUUCUUUCUACGUUCCCACUUGGAUUUUGCUCCAGGAGCCUCAAACGGCCAGCGUGUCGCUAUCACUCCCUCACUCUCCUCACACAGUGGCUGUGUUCUCUAGCAUCUUGGGACCAACCCUAAGUGUCUUCACCGCGCAGCAGAAGGACCUUGAACAUGUGCACAUCACUAAAACCUUGCCAAACCUGAGCAAGGUCAUUUCCAUCAAUGGUUUCACCUCUGAAAGUGCAAAGGACGAAGUUGAUCACAAUGGAGGCUCCGAGUCUAUGGUGACGGCUAGUGUGGACAAGUCCUCUGGCCGCAUCUCAUCAUUCACCAGCCGCGUUCAGGUGCUCUCCGAGGGAGCCCAAACCAUCUUGAAGGACGGUGCUAAAGUCACCCAGUCGAUGAGAUCGCCAUUCAAUCAUACUCUGUAUCUUGAGGGAGGCCCGAAGUACAAAGCCAACUUCCCUGCCCCCGUCCUAAGCUCAUCCGCCAAGAUCAAAGUUGCCCGCAAGUCAUCAUUCCUUGAACUUGUGGUCGACGUCGCAAAAUCGAAGGACUGGCCUAAUCUCCAAUCAUUCAUGUACCCUGUCUACAUGGACAACGGAUCGCCCGCGACCUGGAACAUGCCUCAUCUGAAUGUUGCAUCUCUCCCAAAGAUCGAUCUUGAAAACACAUCGUCACCACGACUAGAUUGGCUCAGAUACUACUUGCCAACCAUGUGGUCAUCGAAAGAAAGUGCACUAAAGUUCAAUCCCUCAUUGCCCGCAACUCCUAAUAUGCGUGCCAAGACCGAGUUCAAAGACUCACUGUAUCACAUGUUCAUUGGAUUCACCGGAGUUCAGGGAAAACAUGCCUCCGUAUUCGCAAUCAACUGCGCAGAGGAACAGGGCGUCCAAAUGGUGUUCUUCCUCUCAGAGAUGCGACUGGACCUAUCAAACCGAACCCCCGUUCUCGACGGAGCAGUCCUGCCACUACGCCUCGACCUGAUGUCAGAUAUUCUCCCACACCUACAAGCAAUGUCACAGAGCGAUCAUGCACCCGCAGCCAUCGCUGUUCCCAGUACAGAGCUUCGACUUUGGAAAGAAUCAAUUCCGGCCUGGGCUGAGCGUGGCCGAUCUUGGUCCCAUAAGCCCAGCUGCGAAUACCGUUCCAAGGGUACGAUCCCGCUCUCAAUUGGUUUUGGCGCUCGAAUUCUGUGCUCUUGUGGCGAGGGACAGUUGCCUCCUGGUUUCAUGCCAGAUUUCCCGGGGUGGAAGGCUCUUUCAAAGCAUGCUGUUCGGGUCUCCAUUUCUCCUGCUUUCACUUCGGCGCUCGUUGAGGGUCCUCUUGAUCUGUCCAGCUCUGGGUUUGCUGCCAAGCCUCCUGGUGAAAAGAAGGAUGGCUGUCGGGUUUGUGACAAUGCUUGCAAGCCAGAUGGCUCGGACUUGAUGAAUUGCUCACGCUGCCACACGGCCAAGUAUUGUUCUAGGGAUUGCCAGAGGGCGGAUUGGAAGGAGCACAAGCUUGUUUGUAAGGCAGAUACGAAGUGA